This is a messenger RNA of Solanum lycopersicum (tomato), 2622 nucleotides long. Its product is annotated as putative late blight resistance protein homolog R1A-3. Gene Ontology annotation, biological process: defense response to other organism. NCBI's taxonomy places the organism in Eukaryota, Viridiplantae, Streptophyta, Magnoliopsida, Solanales, Solanaceae. The record is from RefSeq and is a predicted model, not a curated record. Gene Ontology annotation, molecular function: ADP binding.
CCGUACUGCAAGUCCUUGGAAAUUGCCCGUCUUCCAUUAUGAUCCUAUAAUACUUGGAUUUCUCUCUCGUUUCAACCUCCUCAGGGUAUUGGUCAUCAUCCAUAAUGAAAUGCUACGGUUCGACUCAUUUCCACUUGUGAUUACAAAGUUAUUUCAUUUGAGAUAUCUCCAUGUUGAACGUUUAAGCAUGAAUAUUCCUGAAUCAAUCUCAGAGCUUCUGAAUUUGCAAACUCUUAUUUCUAGCUGCAGUCCUUUAUUCAGAAUGACAUUACCUAAGAAGAUAUGGUUGAUGAAGAACUUGAAGUACAUAUCUUUAGGGAGAAACACUUACUUACCAAGUCCUAGAAUAAAUAAGAAUCUUGUGACAGUGAUGCCAAAUCUAGAGAAAUUUUUCGGUCUUUGUUACUCAAGUUGUACAAAUGAAGUCUUUUCUAGCAUUCCCAAUCUAAAGAUAUUGACCAUUCAUGUACCUUUGACAUUUAAAGAAGAAAUUAUUCCCUAUCGUUUCUUGGAUAUGUCGAGCUUGAUAAAACUUGAGGCAUUCAAGCUUUUCUGGGACAAGAAUUGGGAAAACCCCAUCAAGACAUUUGUUUUUCCAACAUCACUUAGGAGGUUGACUUUAACUUUUUGUAGUAAGUUCAUUUGGGAAGAGAUAUCAUCAACUUUUAUCAUGUUGCCAAAUCUUGAAAAGCUCAAACUUAAAUAUUGUGGAGCCGAUGAUGAUGCAUGGAUAAUGAGCGAUAAAGACAUAUUCAAAAGCUUGAAGUUGUUGUUACUGAGCCAUCUAAAUCUUAAGCGUUGGGAAGCUAGCAGUGAUAACUUCCCUAAUCUAAAACGCCUUGUUCUGAAGAAAUGUCCGGACCUGCAAGAAAUACCAACAGAUUUUGGGGAAAUUUGUACUUUGGAAUCGAUUGAGUUACAUGAUUGCAGUGCUACUUCUGAGGUUUCUGCUAGAAAUAUCGAACAAGAACAAGAGGACAUGGAAAAUAAUAUCCUUAAGGUCUACAUUCAUAACAGCCACAGGAAUAGAAGCUUCUUUUGAGGGAUCAUCUAACGCUAUCUUCCGAAUUCAGAACCUUGCUGUUCAUAUUUUGUUUUUAUAUUCUGAUUGUUUGUUAAAUUCAUGUUUUAGGAAUAAUAAAUACGUUAAUACAUGUUUCAGCCAAUUGUGUUUUUGUAUUUUGUAAAUGGAAACUAUUGAUGUACUGUAAUAUCUAUGCAAUACAAGAACCACUGGUUUCACAUUUUGGAUCUAUUUUCUCUGUUCAUUUAUAACAUGUUUUCAUUCAUGGGUGGUGCUUUAUGUGAAUUGAGAUACUGGAUAUCAAUUGUCUUUCUCAAGAAUGGCAGUAACAGUAAGUAAUCUAGCUUCUGAUUUGAAUGAACGUCAGAGGGUAGAAGUAGACAAUGAAUGAAUUUCUUUUACUUUUUAUGAAAUUCGACUUCUUUUUAAUAGUGUACAAUUGAUGUUAAGAAAUAUCAUGCGCUUUCAACCAAGUUUGUCGUUGGUUAUGAAUUCUUUCUCAACCUCCAUCGAAGCAGAUAUCUAGAAACGUACGAACUGGUGUAAAGCUAAGCAUCUCCAGAGUGAAAGAUAUCACGGACAAGUUAAUUUGUUUCCAUAACAAACUAAGAUCAUGAUUAGUUAACUUUGAUGAAAUGAAAUUGAACAAGAACAUACUAUAUUAAUUGCACUGAUUGAAUAAGAAGACCUUAGUGGCUCGCUUGUUAGGCGGCUCAUCAGUGCCUAAAUCAUCCCGCAAGUUGGUAACUGUUUGUAGUUGAGACGAGAUGAGCUGUGAUCUUUUUUGUCUUUAUUACAUUCAAGCUAAGAUGCUGUUGGCUAGUUUCCCAUUUAACUGAUCGUCGUUGACAUGCUUUUUUCAAUACCUCUUGAAAAUAGGUCAAUACAAGUUCAAGAAGGAACGGUAUCCUAGAAGCAGUCGAUUAUUUAUGGUAAUCAAGUUAUAGUAUCUAGAUACCUCUUGUUGAUUGUUUAUUGAAUUGUCUGCUCUGUUUGAACUUUUCUCCAUAAAGUCAUAUGCAGAACAUGUUGGAUCCUUUUUUAUGUUUUUUCACACAAGAGGAACAAGGCGAGUUGUCUGCUCUUGACGUCAAAACGUAUCCUGAAAGAAUUUCCACUGAUCAAGGUCUUGGAAAUUGAAUCCCUCAAAUUUUCCUUCUCCAAGCACUUAAACCAUCUAUUUCAUUUGACAUAUAUCUCUAUCUCAGGAUUGAAAUGACUGACCUCGAGUGUUAAGAGGCUUCAAAAUUUCACUUUGCAAAUCUCAGGAACUUUUUUCUUCUCCACUGUGAUAUGCUUAAGAAUGUGCUAGAUGAGCUGCAUAUUAUAUUGGACAGCAGGACAUUGCGGAAUUGAAAACAAGCAAUCUAAGUCAGCUUUGGAUUUUACUUAGACAUCCGGUCCAUGGUCAAUCCUAACACUGUAAAUAUAUGUUCUACACGUUUUUGAGGGGAGAUUCAGACCUUGGGGUAUACAAUGUGCGAAGAAGGAUAAGAACAUCAUCGUGAUAUCAGAAAUGUUCAUCAAGUUAUCAAUAGCUCGAGCGUUGAGCAUUAGGCGUGAUUGAAGCCCGUAGUAGGUGAGUCAAGAAAAAUACC